Parastagonospora nodorum SN15 is the source of this 591-nucleotide messenger RNA. RefSeq lists its product as hypothetical. The transcript is spliced from 2 exons. The record is from RefSeq and is a predicted model, not a curated record. Lineage: Eukaryota; Fungi; Ascomycota; Dothideomycetes; Pleosporales; Phaeosphaeriaceae. The coding region runs from base 1 to 591 and encodes 196 amino acids.
AUGGCUGGCCGGGAGGCUUCAAGGAGAUUUUCUGCUAUAUUUAUCUGUUUUCGUGGCCAAGUGUCGCACAUCCUCUUCACGGCGAAUACCAGGUAUGACCCAAAGUUGCCAAGAUCCUGCUUCGACCAUAUCAUUGCCGACUUCAGGGAACUUGCAACGCUUUUGACAAACGCACGCGACAUCAUGGACCAUAACCAACUACACAAUGAUCUUCUCACGCGUCCGCUGAGUACGCGCCUCGUGAGUGCGACGGGAUUGAACAUCGCCGAGAAUAUGUGCGGCAUCACCCUGGGCGAAGCCAUACCUCUGCUCAUCAAGGCUUUGUCUACUGCGUUGGAGCGUAGGCAAAGGUCACUCGUGGCACAAGUGGCAGAGAUGGUAAGAACCGAUUUCAGCCCAUCAUUUGAGUCGGCGUACCAGAUGCAGACUUUUUCCAUGCAGCCAGUACAUUAUGCGGCUUUUCCAACGGAGGCGGACUGGAAUGAUCAUAAAGCAGACUUUCCGAACAUUCUUUCGAUGUUCAAGGAUGCCGUGAGAGAGACGGGCUUGGUGAAGGAUGCGGCGGAAAUGGAGCAUGAUCCUGUUCAGUAA